AAUUUCAAUCCAACUUCACUACUAACACAAAGUUAAGAAGUUUAGACUUGCAUUACAAUUUAACAAGAUGAGUAAGAACAUGGGCACAGACCAUAACCUCAUGAAUGAGUCUAUUGAAGAUCACGAAGAUGGAUUUUAUGAUGAGCUUAGAAAGCAGAUUUUACUUUUGACAGCAGAUGAAGAUGAUGAGUGCUCCUAUGAAACUGGCAGGCAAUGCUCCAAGAGAUUAACGAUUAUUGCAACACAACCAACAGGGCUCUAUUUCAAUAGCUGGGAGACUGAAAAUGGAAAUCUAACACCAUCUUGGCUUGUGAAUUUGUGGAGACAUGGCAAUGGAGGAACUGGUGUUUUUAUACCUCAUAUUCAUGUCAAAUCCAGAAGAAAACAAAGAUCAGGCAAGAAGAGCAAUUGGAGGAGAAGGAUGAGCAAGCAAGUUGAUGAAAACAAGCAAUCUUGAAUAGACAACACCACUUAGAAGGCAAAAGAGAUUAAGAAAAAAUGUAUCUUAUUAAUUUUUCAGAUAUUAUGCAUUUAAAUUAGAUAGCUGGAUUUCAGAGGCAGAUUAGGAGAUUAUUUUCAAAUGUAUCUUGUCCUCUGUUCAGUAAAUCUACUUCCUGACACCAA
Molecule: messenger RNA, 624 nt
Organism: Ricinus communis (castor bean)
Lineage: Eukaryota; Viridiplantae; Streptophyta; Magnoliopsida; Malpighiales; Euphorbiaceae
Exons: 2
Coding region: 68-457 (129 amino acids)
Source: RefSeq, a predicted model, not a curated record